CGUGGCUACCUGGUGGCCAGCUUCGUGGAGAUGCCCGAGCCCAUGGAGGACCCGGCCACGGGCGAGAGCAUCACCUGGGUCAUCUUCCUCAUCUCCUACUGGGGCGAGCAGAUCGGGCAGAAGAUCCGCAAGAUCUCGGACUGCUUCCACUGCCACGCGCACCCGGAGAGCGAGGCCAGCCGGGUGGACACCAUGAGUGGGCUGCAGAGCCAGAUCCAGGACCUCAGCGUGGUGCUGGAGGAGACGGAGCAGUACCUGGCGCAGGUGCUGGACAAGGUGGUGCUGGCGCUGCCCACCUGGCGGGUGCAGGUGCAGAAGAUGAAGGCCAUCUACCUCAUCCUCAACCAGUGCAGCUUCGACGUCACCGAGAAGUGCCUUAUCGCCGAGGUCUGGUGCCCCGUGCGGGACCUCACCCAAGUGCAGGACGCCCUGCGCCAGGGAUCGAUCUGGCUGACGUUCUUCGAGGGGCGCUACCUCAUCCUGCUCAUGGGGGCCUUCUCCAUCUACACCGGCUUCAUCUACAACGAGUGCUUCAGCAAAGCCACCGUCAUCUUCCCCUCCGCCUGGAGCGUGGCCACCAUGGCCAACCACUCCUCCUGGAGCUCUGCCUACCUCGCCACCCACCCGUCCCUCACCCUGGACCCCAACGUCACCGGUGUCUUCCAAGGGCCCUAUCCUUUUGGGAUCGACCCAAUCUGGAGCUUGGCCACCAACCACCUCACCUUCCUCAACUCCUUCAAGAUGAAGAUGUCCGUGGUGCUGGGCAUCGUGCACAUGGGCUUCGGCGUCUUGCUGGGGGUCUUCAACCACGUGCACUUCCAGCAGCGGCACCGGCUGGGCUCUCCUUUGCCCUUCCGGCCGGCGCGUUUCCAGUCUGAUGGGUGGAAGAAGGUAAAUGUCAUCACCAAGAUGGAGGUCACAAGGACUGCAGGCUGCCCCAGUCCCCAGCGGGACUAA
Messenger RNA from Opisthocomus hoazin, 957 nucleotides. NCBI's taxonomy places the organism in Eukaryota, Metazoa, Chordata, Aves, Opisthocomiformes, Opisthocomidae. The record is from RefSeq and is a predicted model, not a curated record.